AUGUACAAGGAGAUGCUGGCUCAUGACACCUUACUGGAGCUCCUGAACAUGUGUGACAACCCUCAUUGCUUUGAAGCACUGAAGGAAUUCUGCGUGCAAUUUUCAAAAGCCAGCUCGACGGCUGAGGCGCAAGAGUUCCUUCAAAGCACAGAUGGCAAGGUUUUCACCGGAGCAAUUUCCUUGAUGCAAACCUUUUGCAAAUGUGUUGGCAACCUGUUCCAGUGGGAGAAUAUGAAGUCUGAUGCUCGCGAUGUGAUUUUCUUCACCCAAUACAAUGGGUCUGAUGGCUUUCCUUUGGCUGUCCGGCAGAUUCUCUCUCAGCCAGAGCCCGCUGAGACCAGAAAAGGUCUGAUGGGCGAAACAAGAACGAAAAGCCGUGCUACCCUACAGUCCAUGGUGAACGAUGUGGUCAAGACUGCUGCGUCCCAUGUGGAGGGGGCAGGUUUGAUGGAGCAAGCUCGAGUUUCAUUGAAGUCUGCCCAGGAUGUGCUAGCUGAUGGCUUGACCUCUGGAUUCCACGCCCAUGUGAAGAGCAUUUUGGAGAACUGGCCCCGGAUCCGGAAGAGCGUGCGCAAAGGAUCAUGCGCAGCGCUCGAAGGCCAACUGAUCAAGUUCCUGAUCCACACAGUAUCGCGCAGCAAAGAGUGCAACAUCUCUUCAGAAGAUUUGGAUUCAUUGCUGAAGGGCUUGGACUUCUUUCGUGCUGCAGAAGGGGCUUCUGAGCGACACGUGCAGCUUACUGAGUGGAGCACAAAGCACAAUGCCAAAUUGUCUGUGGACAAGCUAACAGAAUGGUUCAAUCAUUUCUUCGCUCUCGGCUGUGACAGCCAAGCAACUAUGGAGAACCUUUCUGCGCUCUCAGAUCUUCUGAAGGCUCUUCCAGGUGAUGUCGGUGUUCUCACCCAAGACUUGCAAGGGAAGCUUCGCGCCGCCUUCUUGAUUUUCGUCAAGUUCUUGCAAUGUGAGGCCCUGUCGCCGGCGGACAAGGAUAUGUCUGCCAUGCUGGACGCUUUGCCUGCUUUGAUGAGCAUCCUGAAAGUGGGAGGGCACCCCUACUCUGACUUUGCCAAUGCGACAGUGUAUGGGCUGAAGCAGGGCAUGAGCCUGCGCAUCCGCUGGAAGACUUUCUUUGACCUUGGGCCAGACACGGAGAAACGCCUACGCAAAGACAACCGCUUUGCAGGCCUAUGGUCAAUUGUGAACACGCUUUCCCAGCUGACGCAGUGCGAGAUGAAUCUGCAACGCUUGGUGCAGGCCAGCGGUCUUAGCCAGGAGCAGUUGGAGUCAGCUCGAGAUUCCAAAGACCUCACUGUGUCGUUGCUGCUGGUCAAUGUUGCUCACGAGUGGCUUGACAGACAUGGCUUCUGCAAUGACGAUGUGAAGGACGCCAUUCGCAUGCUGGUGCUCAAGUUCAAGACAAGCUGGCUUGAGGCACAGAGGGUCCUCUCUGGCAUUGCGGACGAGAACCUCUUGUCUUGGAAGCAGAAGAUCCCAGAAGACUCCACUAUCCAGGCAGUGCUUGACGCGUUCCAGGCAACCCUUGGGAAGGCCAAUGGAAAGGACUUUCGGAAGGCUUUGGGAGAUUGCGACAGAGUUCUGGCACAGUGCGAGGAGGUUGUGAAGAAGCUCGAAUUCCUUGAGCCGUUCCAUGAGGAAGAACUUGUUGCCUUCACAAAUCUUGUGAGCACUGAAGCAUUGUCCUUUGUGCAGCAGCGCCGGAUGACUUUUUGUGAGGCGGCUCUGGGCUGGGGUGUCUUGGGGCUAGUCGAGUAUGAGGGCCUUAGCUCCAAAGAGAAGAACUCUGAGGACGCCCAGGUGAAGCUUGGAAAGCGCAAGGCCACCCUUCGAGAGCAAGUGACCUUGAUUUCAUCAGGCAAGCUGGGACCAUUUGAGGCUGAAGUGCAGCAAUUGCUUUUGGAAAAGGCCAAAUCAAGUUUGGAUUAG
This is a messenger RNA of Durusdinium trenchii, 1944 nucleotides long. Lineage: Eukaryota; Dinophyceae; Suessiales; Symbiodiniaceae. The record is from the annotation of a GenBank genome assembly.